AUGAUGCGACGAAUUCGCAUCACUAGAGGCUAUUCAAAUGCGGCGGCAAAGCCAAACGUAACAAUUCAACCGGCGAUUCAACGAAAACCCACAGAUUUAUUAAAAGCGCUGUCGGAGACUGUCGGCGUCGACACAACAGCGCCCCAUUUCGCGUUCAUCGAUGAUCCGAUCACGAUUCCAUCGACGCAAAACGCCAAAAAAACGUAUUUUAUGGCGAAAGAGCUCGGCAAACGGGCGGCGCGUCAAUUGGCCGAAGAAUGGCCGACACUGUUCGCGUUCGACAGAGAUCAACCAAGACUUCCAGUAUUCCGACCCGAAAAGCUCGCCGAUCCGUUGCAGAUCGAGCCGACGGAGAAGAAUCUUCUCGAAAUUAUAAAAUCGCGUCAAGUGCAAGACGCGUGCACGCUCUAUGAGCGAAUGCGUUCGGAGAACAUCGACGUCAGCGAUUCGACGCAACUCGAGCUUUUCCGCCUCGUCGCCUACUAUAAUUCGAGAAACGCGCCGUUCGCCGAAUGGCACGAAUGGCACGGAAUGCGCAAUUUCGCCGAAGACGAAACGCAUUCAUGGCAGUCGGCAAGUGUCGCCGAUUUGCUGUUCGAGACCCUGCCGAAAACCGAUGAGACGGUCUCGAUAAUGAUCGCCGCAUUGUGCAAGUUCGCCAAUUCGGAAAGUGUCGAGCGAGCUCGCCAAUUGUACAAAGAGAAUUCGACGCUCAAAAUUCGACGAGAAGCCUACAACCUUUUGAUAUCCACGUCGAACUUCAAAAUCGCCAGCAAUUUGUGUGCGGAAAUGUCGAAAAAUGGGAUGAAGCCCGAUGUUAGCACAUUCGAUUCCCUUCUAAUUGCAGCUAAUAAGAUUGAAAAAUUCGAGGAUCGCGUCGACGCUUUCACAAAGAUUUUGUCGGAAAUGUCGCACUUGAAAAUUCGGCCAGCGCUUUCAACGUAUCACAAGAUUCUGAAGGGUCUCGACGACAAAUCGAAGAACAAGGAGAAGGAGAUGAGGCAUUUGACACUGGCGAUUUCGUGGGUUUCGCAAAUUCUCGACGAACUCUCGCAAACCGGCGAACCAUUGGAGCCGUCGUCGUCGAGCUGCAAUCUGUUCUUCUAUGAGGCGAUGGGUGUCGCUUAUCGUUGCGCCAACAUCGAGAUCGCCGAAAAAUUGCGGCAUCUCUAUGAGCAUCCGAACAAUCGCGUCAAAAUGCCUGCGUUCACCAUCGAAUCCAACUUCUACAAUCGUUAUUUGCAAUUAUACAUUGAGCAGACGGCGUCGAUCGAGCAGAUUUACACGAAAUACAUUGAGUUGGUGCCGAGGCUCGUCGGCGCUUCAGAAUCGCUGUGCAACGCCGUCUAUCAGAAGUUGGCGCGACAGCCGCAUUGGGCGUUGUUGAGGCGGGUGAUCGAGGAUGGCAUCAACGCCGGCCAGAUUGCCGGCAAACUCGGCGGCGAAAUGCGAAAGCAGCUCAUCAAUGUGCAAUAUCAUACGCUGUCGGUGGCGGAACGCGACGAAUUCACGCAGAUUGUGCAGAAAAUGGUCGCGACACUCGUCGAGUUCAGCCAAUUCACCGAUGAGUACACGAAGCGAAUGCAGAGGAAGCUCUCGCCGUCGCAAAUUUCCGACUUGGCGCUUCUACUGACGAGAAUCGGCGAGAUUCCGAAAGCCUAUGAGCUUCUCGACCUUCUUCUCGAUGAGAAUGCAAGCGAGGGCGACGAGGCGACGGUGUUCGCCAAAGGCUAUCCGCGACCGUCGUCAAUGGCGGAAUUGUUCGAAGACGCAUUACGACGAAGGGACGCGUAUGGUGCUUCAACCUGCCUCGAAAUAAUGGCGUUGAAUGGAAAUCGGCGAAGUCUCGAGCCAUUGGCGAAUCGAAUCUUCGAGCGUUGCUCUCUAACCGACACCCAAAAGAAGAUCAUCGAAGGGUUUGUGCGCCUUCGACCCGAAUAG
This is a messenger RNA of Caenorhabditis bovis, 1941 nucleotides long. Lineage: Eukaryota; Metazoa; Nematoda; Chromadorea; Rhabditida; Rhabditidae. The record is from the annotation of a GenBank genome assembly.